Messenger RNA from Cuscuta epithymum, 3372 nucleotides. The record is from the annotation of a GenBank genome assembly. Lineage: Eukaryota; Viridiplantae; Streptophyta; Magnoliopsida; Solanales; Convolvulaceae.
CCCCGUUUGACAGCUCUAGUCACUCUCUUCAUCAGUUUCCGCCAUCGCGGUUUCUCUAUGUGCGGGAACAACUCAGUGCAAGAAUGUCGUUUUCACACGGUAAUGUUGAAUUUCUCUCCAUUAAUCUCUCAAAAGUAUUCUUUGGUUUCCGACCUGGCCGGGUCACUACUCGCACCAUCAUAGAAGUUCUUAUCCUUCCCGAUGUAUAAAAAACAGAAGUUCUUACUUCCAAACUGCAAAGCCUCUUGGGAGUCAAACUUGUUUUGUUUUUUGUGGAUUCAUGUUCCAAAGGCAGAGUCUUGAUUAUAUCUUUCAUAUAGUUGAAAUCUAGCAGAUCAAUAGGGUUGCUUCUCUGCUAGAAAUCUAGAAUGCUGGAUUUUCUCGAUGGAAUGUUUUAUUAAGGAAAUUGAGUGUGGGUAGAUGUUAUUAUUACUGUUGAGUGUCUGAAUCUGAUUGGUUAAAGGCUUUCCAUUUGAGUCUUGGCAAUCUUUUCCCAAUCUGUAGCUUAAGACUGGCUGGGAACAAUUGAACUCAGAAAUACUCCCUCCGUAUCUUAAAAAUCUUCUCACUUUCCUUUUUCGUUCGUAACAAAAAAAACUUCCCAUUUCUAAAUCUUCUCGUCAUACCCUCAAUAAUUCUUACAAUAAUACACUAUUACAACUAUUUUUUUGUAUUUAUCCUACAUUCCACCACAUUAUUCCACCAUUUUCUCAUCAUACCCUCAAUAAUUCAUAUCAUCUUUCACUAUUCUUAAUCUACCUACUUUUGAAAUGAGAAGAUUUUAAAGUUACUUUUGAAAUGAUAAUCUUGUAUGUCAGUGUAGCAAAUGGUUCUUUCAUGAGUUUGUAAUGGUGUCAGGUUUUGUUUCUUGAAGUAAUGGUGUCAGGUUUUGUUUCUUGAAGUAAUGGUGUCUUGGUGUAUUUGUAUCCGUUUCAAAGUCUAUUACGAUUUACGAGUAUAUUUAAAAACAGAAUAGUGCACAGACCGUUUGGGCGCUGAUUUGAGUGGGCUGUGUCGAAUAUGCUAAGUGAAACAUUGAGCCGUCAGUGUGGAACACACUUAAGUGAAUAAUUUAAUUGUCUGACCUGUUUAGUUUUCCCACGUAGUAUUCUCUAGGCAAAUUAUUUCUUUGUCUGCAGGCUGUUUAGUUUCUACGAGCUUUUUACAAAAUGUUUAUUCAUAAAUAAAUAUGCAAAUUGAGGUUGCAUAUUAUUCCUAUUUGUGCAUGCUACAUGAGUAGACAGGGGUGGGAGAGGGUCAGAGGGAGAAGCUAAGGGAGGGAAGAGACAGCAGACAAGAUAAGUAGAGAAAAUCAACCUCAGGUCUGAUUUCAUUGGGGAUGCUAGUCGUUUUCGUGUCUCCAAUCUCACCAUUGGUGAAAACAGUACAUUAAGGAAGAAAGUGGAAUGCAAGGAAUCAAGGAUUCGUAAACAACAAAUUGCAGUUCCGUCCAAUGUGUCGAUCACAAUGGAAGGGCAAGGUUUUAAAGUUAGAGGCCCUCUAGGAGAGAUGGCUCUUACUUACCCAUGAGAAGUGAAGCUGGAGAAGGAGGAAUCUGGAUCCCUCCGCAUCAUAAAGGCUGUGGAGACAAGAAGGGGUAACGAGAUGCAUGGUUUAUUCAGGUUUUGACCCCUUCAACCCAUCUUUCUUCUUUUGUACUCCCUUUGUCCCACUUCGUGAGAUGCACUUCCCUUUUUCAUCGGUCUAAGAAAAUAUGAACACUUUCCUAAUUUGAACUCUACGAACUUUAUUACUUUCACACUUCAUUCUUUUACCUAUCAUUUCAUAUUUCUACGUUUGUAGAGCUAUACUACCUUUUCAUGCUUUUUGGAGUUUACAAGUCUAGAAUAACAACCCUAUCCUUUAUUUUCUUAGAACUCAUGCCUAACCCUAAUGCAUCUUACAACUCCUCUGUCCCUGAAUAAAGAUCAUACUUUCCUUUUUGGUUUGUUCUCAAAUAAAGUCCUCUUAACUUAUUUGGGAAAAAGUAAGUCAUCCAUUUACUUUACUGCCCCCAUUUAAUGUCCCCACUGACCACCAUUUUUACUCUGGCACUCCUAAACAACUAAUAUAAGGGUAAAUUAGGACGUAAAAAGCAAAAAAAAGGUCUAUAAAAAAUUGUGUUAAGCCAAACCAGGAACAAUAGUAAGGGGCUGAAGGAUUAUGCCAUAUUACAUUUGUGAACUAUUUAUUAUAUGAACUGGAUAUAUGUUUUACCUUUCAAACUAACAUGCUAUAAUAUUUUGAGUUUUGACUAUAUAGAUUUAACAGCGAGGAAGUAGUUUUACACUUUUACUGUAAAUGUUUGCAUGGCGUGGGACACUCACAAAUGUUUAACAUAAAGCUAAUUGUUUUUAGAAUGUAAGUGUAACUGAGACAGUUAUAAGGUGAAACAUCUUUCACCUUUUUUUAUCCUUCAUUAAGUUUAACUUUUUAGAUUAACCGGCAUCUUUAAUCAACCAUGUACAGCACUGGUAAAAUGAAAAACUUUAUGCCUUGGCAGUUUCUUGUUUAUAUUCCUUGGAUUGCAUUUUUGGUGAUAUAUGUUAUAUACCUUGCACCCUUGCACUGUAAGUUCUGAAGUGAAACAAACCGAACAUACAAAUUGGAUUGUGUUAGUUUAAAAUUUUGACUAGGUAAGAAGGCAGAUGAUUUGGAAAUUGGCUCACAGUUAUACUCCAUAUUCAUUAAUCAAGUCCUACAUCUUUAUUUUCUUGAUUGAAUUAUAGAGAUAUCAGAUGAGAAUGUGUAGGUUGAUUAUUUUUAACUCCUGUUAUUAUGCAACUUGCCUGCUUUAAUUUAGCGAGCGGUUUAAAUGACAUGUACAUUCCGAAAUUUUAUUACAGUAAACUGAUAUGGGAUUGGCAGGACACUUACUGACAACAUGAUAGUGGGUGUGUCAAAGGGGUUUGACAAGAAACUGCAGUUGGUUGGUGUAGGGUAUCGUGCAAUGGUUGAAGGGAAAGAUAUAGCCCUUAACCUCGGAUUCUCUCAUCCAGUUAGGAUGGCAAUCCCUGAUGGGUUGCAGGUUAAGGUAGAGGAUAACACCCGAAUCACUGUAAGUGGAUACGACAAAUCUGCUAUCGGUCAGUUUGCUGCCUCUAUUAGGAAAUGGAGGCCUCCCGAGCCAUAUAAAGGCAAAGGUGUGAAGUACGCAAAUGAAGUUAUUAGAAGAAAGGAGGGUAAAGCUGGGAAGAAAAAGUGAUCACAUUCUUGGCUUUUUUUCCUCUUGUGUUCAUUGCAGUUUAUCAAAGCCAUGCUGUAACUUGUAAGCCUGUAAUGGGAAGACGUGUGUGUCAUUGACAUUUAAUAUUUUGGACAUUGUUUUGGGUAUAACACUAAUCUAAAUUAAGCUUGUGAAGUUUUAACAUA